UAGCAAUUUGGACGUUAUGUUCUUUCCUUUCUCUAAUGUGGAGAGUAAAACUCCUACAAAAUAAUGUUGGUGCGGGCUGAGCAGAGUUUCUUUUGCUGAAAAUAGAGUUAGCAGAGGUUGUGACCAGCGGAAGGAGCGGGGGCUCAUCCCUCUGCCUUUUGAAAUAAUUCAUCUGUAGGGUGCAGUGGAAUCUUCCUGGGACGGAGAAAGCCAGAGGCAGCUCACCUGACUCCCAUUCAACAAGAGAAGGAGGAGGUCUGCUUGACAAUGGCAACAGAAGAUUCUUUGUCGUCACCUGGCUUGGAUCGGGUAGCUGGUGAGAAGUUCCUGCAGGAAGCCUUCCAGAUCAUGCUUGAAGAAGGGAUUCAAAAAGGGAUGGAUGUCUCUGAAAAGGUGUGUAUUUGGAAGGAACCUGAGGAACUGCAGCAAAUUCUGGACCUGAAUCUAAAAGACAAUGGAGAGCCACAUGAAAAGUUGCUGGAACGCUGUCGGGAUGUUAUCAAAUACAGCGUGAAAACAUGUCAUCCACGCUUCUGCAAUCAGCUAUUUUCUGGGCUUGAUCCCCAUGCUCUGGCUGGACGGAUGAUCACAGAGAUGCUCAACACUAGUCAAUACACGUAUGAGAUUGCACCUGUGUUUGUCUUGAUGGAGGAGGUGGUGCUGAAGAAGCUGCGAAAGUUGGUUGGCUGGGAAAAAGGUGAUGGACUCUUCUCCCCUGGAGGGUCCAUAUCCAACAUGUAUGCCAUGAAUGUGGCACGGUAUCACCGUUUCCCAGACUGCAAGCAGAAGGGGCAUUGGGCAAUACCAAAGCUGGCAGUGUUUACGUCAGAAGAGUGCCAUUACUCCAUCCAAAAGGGAGCAGCUUUUUUGGGCAUCGGCACGGACAAUGUCUACCUUGUAGCAGUGGAUGAAAAAGGGAAAAUGAUCCCUGCUGAUCUAGAGAAAAAGAUCAACCAGGCCAAAUCAGAGAGAGCACUCCCCUUCUUUGUCAAUGCCACCUGUGGCACCACUGUCCUGGGAGCUUUUGACCCCCUGCCUGAAAUUGCAGAGGUGUGCACAAGACACAAACUCUGGUUCCAUGUGGAUGCAGCCUGGGGCGGCAGUGCUCUCUUCUCCCAAAGACACCGGCAUCUUCUGGAUGGGAUUGAAAGGGCUGAUUCAGUGGCUUGGAAUCCCCACAAAAUGCUUAUGACUGGGCUUCAGUGUUCUGCCUUCCUGGUCCGGGAUAACUCUGGACUAUUACAGAGAUGCCACUGUGCCCAAGCUACCUACCUCUUCCAGACGGACAAGUUCUACAACAUAGCUUAUGACAGGGGAGACCAAACCAUCCAGUGUGGACGCAAAGUGGAUUGCUUUAAGUUGUGGUUGAUGUGGAAGGCCAACGGCAGCAAAGGCUUGGAGCAGAGAGUGGAUAGGGCCUUUGCUUACACUAGGUAUCUAGCUGAUGAAAUUAAGAAGAGAGAAGGCUUUCAGCUAGUGAUAGAGCCAGAGUUCAUCAAUCUCUGUUUUUGGUAUGUUCCUCCCAGUCUGCGAGGGCAGGAAGGCUGCACUGAUUACUGGGUGAAACUGGAGAAGGUAGCUCCACUGAUUAAGGAGCAGAUGAUGAAGAAAGGUUCCAUGUUGGUGGGCUAUCAGCCACAUGGCAAAAAGGUGAACUUUUUCCGCCAGGUGGUCACCAAUCCAGCAGUCACCAGAAAUGACCUGGAUUUCUUCCUUGAUGAAAUUGAGAGGCUUGGCAGAGAUCUAUAGAUUGUGUACAAUGCAGAUUGGAAGAGUUAUAUAUAUGGUUCAAAAGCAGACAUCACCUUACUUCCAAUCACCGCGCACCAGUCUUGAAAUGGCUUGGAAGCUACACUUCUCCAACCAUGCACAGGGACCCAUGAGCAGAUCCAACUGGCGCAUGGUCUUUUUGCUGCUAUUAAAACAUUUUACAAACAUGUUGUGAAGAUGUAACAGUAACGUAUGCACCCCACCACUUUUUUCUCACCUAUUUCUGUAAUUAUGGGUGUGUUCCAAAAUUAGAGCAAACACCUGCUUUAAUUUCUUCACUGCCUUCUGCAAAAAAACAAGGAAAGUUUAGGACUUUCAAACAUGAGCUCUAAAAUCCAACAGCCACUAAGUAGCACCAAAUAGAUACAGACAAUUCAACCUCUUUGCUGCUAGCUAGUAGCUUGGAGUUUUGCAGUUCGGAAAGUGUAGCCCUUGAGAAAUUGUAACUUUCUAGUGAUUAUAUAUUCUGGCUUCAUCUGUCUGAAUCAUCUGUUUUUCCAUAGGUUUCUGAUACACCUUUCUGUACCCCUUUUCUUCUUGAAGAGCAGCAGCUGGAGAAAAAUAAUGCUGUUUUAAGGGUUUAGCAGAGCAAGAGCAUCUCUGCUUCUCAAGCUCUGCUUUGAUUAUAUGUUGCUGGAUCUUAAGGACUCAGUCUCCAUGAGGAUUUGCUCUAACCUGGUCUGAGGUUUCCCAAUGGUAUAUCCCCCAAUUUCUACUUGAUGCUUCAUUGUGAAUCGGGGCUGUUCUGGGGGGGACGAUUGAAGAAUAUUGGGAGUAUAUGCCAAGAGUAUACAGUACUGUGCACAAGUUUUAGGCAGGUGUGAAAAAAUGCUGUAAGCAAAGAAUGCUUUCAGAAAUAUAAAUAAUGAUUGUUUAUUUUUGUCAAGUUUCAAAAUGCAGAGUGAACAAAAGAAAAAUCUAAAUCAAAUCAAUAUUUGGUGUUACUACCUUUUGCCUUCAAACCAGCAUCAAUUCUCAUCGGUACACUUGCACAAAGUCAGGGAUUUUGUAGGAUUAGUCAGGUGUAUGAUCAACCAAUUAUACCAAACAGGUACUAAUGAUCAUCACUCUUAUAUUUGUAACAAGAAAAUGGAUAGUUCUUUUUUUGCAAACUAACUUUUACUUUUCAAGUAAGAUUUAAUUAAAAUCUAAUCCACAUUCUCCCCCCUCUCUCUCUCCCCCACCCCUGGUUUGGGCAAGUACUGACUCCUUAAAAAGUCCCUAUAGUUUUGGGGCAAGAAUUUUCAAAGUUGUUUGCCAUUGCCUUCUUGGGGCUGAAAGGGAGUGACUGGCUUAAAACAAUGUAUCUGACUUUGUGCCUAAGGUGUGAUUAGAACUCACAGACUCCUGGGUUAUAGUUUUACUUGUUUAACCUACUAAAGUUAUUUGUAUUUUUAAUGGAAGAAAAGAUGAAAACAAAGUAAAGCUUAAGUGUUACAGAGAUUGAAUUUAUGUACUGUAUGCACAUUUUAUUUACCUUCCUAUGUAUUUAAAUGUACUGCUUUUAUAAAACUCCAUCACUUUAUACAUAGCAGCAUUAGAAAUAGUAAAGUUUCUGCCUCCAAACAGCAUUACAUCGUUUAUAUUUUUAAAAACAUUAUUUUGGUCGAGAUAUUAAAUGAUCCUUUUUAUUUUUAAAAAGUAUAAAAACAAACAUAGGAGAAACGUGUACCUAGAAUUUAUAGAAGCAAAGACAACAAACAGGAAAGAAGCCCUACAGCCAAUAUAAUGUAAGCAAUGAAUCAUUAAAGUGAAUUUUAAAAUA
Messenger RNA from Thamnophis sirtalis, 3535 nucleotides. It is a transcript of the gene CSAD, whose product is annotated as cysteine sulfinic acid decarboxylase. Gene Ontology annotation, cellular component: cytoplasm. NCBI's taxonomy places the organism in Eukaryota, Metazoa, Chordata, Lepidosauria, Squamata, Natricidae. The record is from RefSeq and is a predicted model, not a curated record. Gene Ontology annotation, biological process: carboxylic acid metabolic process; taurine biosynthetic process. Gene Ontology annotation, molecular function: sulfinoalanine decarboxylase activity; pyridoxal phosphate binding.